This is a messenger RNA of Carcharodon carcharias (great white shark), 1731 nucleotides long. RefSeq names its product large neutral amino acids transporter small subunit 2-like. Gene Ontology annotation, molecular function: neutral L-amino acid transmembrane transporter activity; L-amino acid transmembrane transporter activity. The record is from RefSeq and is a predicted model, not a curated record. The transcript has 12 exons. Lineage: Eukaryota; Metazoa; Chordata; Chondrichthyes; Lamniformes; Lamnidae. The coding region runs from base 156 to 1712 and encodes 518 amino acids. Gene Ontology annotation, cellular component: membrane. Gene Ontology annotation, biological process: amino acid transmembrane transport; neutral amino acid transport.
GAAGCCUCGCUGGGCUGAUUGGCCGAUCGGCUGGGACCGGGACCGGGACCCGGCCCCGUCCCGACAACCCGCUUGACCGCCGCGGCCUCUGAUUGGCGGAACGUCACCACGGCAACCAAUCAAACACGGCCGAGGACUCAGCAGAGAACCGGGAUAUGGCUGAGGGCAGUCGGCUAAGGAGUCCGACCUCCGGCAGCAAGAGUGAAGAAUCCCACAGCCACACGGAGGCCGAUCAUGGGGUCUCGCUGAAGAAGGAGAUCGGUCUGGUCAGCGCCUGUGGGAUCAUCGUUGGGAACAUCAUUGGCUCCGGGAUCUUCGUCUCGCCGAAGGGCGUGAUGGAGAACGCCGGCUCGGUGGGCCUGGCGCUCAUCGUCUGGAUCAUCACCGGCUUCAUCACUGCCAUCGGCGCCCUGUGCUACGCCGAGCUGGGCGUCACCAUCCCCAAAUCCGGAGGGGAUUACUCCUACGUCAAGGACAUCUUUGGAGGUCUUGCUGGGUUCCUGCGGCUGUGGAUCGCCCUCCUGGUCAUCUACCCCACCAACCAGGCAGUCAUUGCCCUCACCUUCUCCAACUACGUGCUGCAGCCCCUCUUCCCCACCUGCUUCGCCCCGGACCUGGGCCUCCGGUUGCUGGCCGCCGUCUGCCUGUUGUUGCUGACCUGGGUGAACUGCUCCAGCGUUCGAUGGGCCACCCACGUCCAGGACAUCUUCACGGCCGGCAAGCUGCUCGCCCUGGGGCUCAUCAUCAUCAUGGGCUUCGUCCAGAUAUGCCGAGGUCACUACUACUGGCUGGAGCCCAAGAACGCCUUCCAGCCGUGGCAGGAGCCGGAGGUCGGCUUGGUGGCCCUGGCCUUCCUGCAGGGCUCGUUCGCCUACGGGGGCUGGAACUUCCUCAACUACGUGACGGAGGAGCUGGUCAACCCAUACAGGAACCUCCCUCGGGCGAUCUUCAUCUCCAUCCCACUGGUCACCUUCGUCUACGUGUUUGCGAACAUCGCCUACGUGACGGCCAUGUCUCCGAUGGAGCUGUUGGAGAGUAACGCAGUGGCUGUGACCUUUGGCGAGAAGCUGCUGGGGGUGAUGUCCUGGAUUAUGCCCAUCUCCGUGGCGCUGUCAACCUUCGGAGGAGUUAAUGGCUCCCUCUUCACCUCCUCAAGGUUAUUCUUUGCCGGAGCUCGAGAGGGACACCUGCCGUGUCUGCUGGCCAUGAUUCACAUUAAACGCUGUACUCCUAUACCAGCCCUUCUCUUUACUUGCGCCUCCACUUUGCUGAUGCUGGUGACCAGCGACAUCUAUACGCUCAUCAACUACGUGGGCUUCAUCAACUACCUGUUCUACGGCGUCACUGUCGCCGGCCAGAUUGUGCUUCGCUGGAAGAAGCCUGACAUGCCUCGGCCCAUCAAGAUCAACCUGAUCUUCCCGGUCGUCUACCUGCUCUUCUGGGCCUUCCUGCUCGUCUUCAGCCUCUGGUCAGAGCCGGUGGUGUGCGGCAUCGGGUUGGCCAUCAUGCUGACUGGCGUCCCCGUCUAUUUCCUGGGAAUCUACUGGAGGAACAAGCCCAAGUGCUUCGAUGACUUCGUCGACACCAUCACCUACUUUGGGCAGAGGCUGUGUGUGGUCGUUUACCCCCAGGAGAUGCCAUCGAAAGACGAGCAGGAGCUGCAGGAACUGGCAUCGACCGCCUGCGACAACUCCAGGGAGGAGAAGGAGUAGGCCCCGGAGUGGGGUUUGA